Messenger RNA from Perca flavescens (yellow perch), 4210 nucleotides. Its product is annotated as E3 ubiquitin-protein ligase RNF38. Gene Ontology annotation, biological process: protein ubiquitination. The record is from RefSeq and is a predicted model, not a curated record. The transcript is spliced from 12 exons. Lineage: Eukaryota; Metazoa; Chordata; Actinopteri; Perciformes; Percidae. Gene Ontology annotation, molecular function: ubiquitin protein ligase activity. The coding region runs from base 1332 to 3269 and encodes 645 amino acids.
ACAAGCGGCUGCUUAAAUUCGACCUUGACGGCCGCUAAUUAAACAAAUCUUACUUUGACAGGUGUUGCACGAAUUUUAACAUUUCCUUGCUUGUGGGUUUGUGUUAUUUACUGACAAGCACAUCGCGGGAACGGCCUGUGAAGAGCUACAUGAUUCUCUGUGAUCGAUUGGACUGACUUGGCAGAGAUGUGGAACUCCCAUUGAUUGAUCUCCACAACACUCCCCGCUGAACAGAGAAAACACUCGAUAGCGAAUGCAAGAGGGGAUUUAAAUCGGACAAAUAUUGUCCUCGUUACUUGACGGAUAAAGUAGCUAUCUGUUUUCUCAUGCGGUCUGAGGUAAUCCGCUAUUAGCAUUGUUUAACGACUAGCCUAACAUCAAUACAGUGCGACGUUAGCUAGCUUGUAAUGUCGGCACUGUUGGACUUGUUUUCCCCUCUAGACCCCGCUUCCUGUUAGCCUUGGGCUAGCUGGAAAAUCGAAAAUAUGCUAAUGAACGAGCAUGUAUAGUUAGCCAACGCAAAGGGGUGUAACUUUACUACUUACAGUAGACUACCGGUUGCAAUUUAGCUGGAAUUGAUUCACGAAUAUAUGCUGAUAACUUUUUUUUUUACAGCCAGCUAUUAGAGCAGCUGGUUUCCUUUAGUUUGCUAACGCUCGACAGCUAGUUAGCCAUCUUGCUUGUGUUGAGGGAUUUAAGUAUUUAACUUGACAAGCUUUUGGUGGCAGAGAGCGAGCGAUAUAACUUCAGUUGCAUGUUAAUAUAUGCCUCGGCAAUGGGCUCACUCGUAUAGGACCCAAUUUCUUGCGACAAACGUUAAUGCCUUAAAAUACUUGGUUUUUACUGUGGAAAGCCUGACAGUGUUUCACUGUGAGCAGACAAUAGAGAACCGGAGACUUGCUGAGCUGUUGUUCUGGUGACGACGAAAACCACAGAUAAAUAACGUAGGUAAAAUUGUAUUUUGAUUACUGUUUUGUUACACCGCUGAUAUAAGUACAAUACUUUUAAAAUAACGUUAGCUACAUUUGUACGUUUAUAAGCGGCAAAAUAAAUAAGCAGUUGACCCGCACAAAUAGCUUGGGGGACAGUGGAUGCUUGUGCGACAUAUGGACUGUUUCCCUGAACCCGCUGCUUUCAGGUAUCUCAUCUCAUUAUAUUAGCUUAUUAAAUGCCUCAGAAAACACUCGCAGUAGCCGGUAGUCAUCAGAGGUAACUAGGUGGAUAGAGAGACGCGUAGAAGCGGUCUGAAGAGGGAGGCUCCUGCCCGUUUCUGGACGUCCAUCUCUCCAGCCUACCUUCAUCACGUCCAUCCACCACCGCCCUCCCCAGCCAUGGACCCCCCGAGGACUCGGUCACGGUCUCGGUCUGGUUUCUAUCAUUUCGGCAACGUUGGGAGUAAUGGCAGUGGUAACGCGGUUGGUAACGGGAGCAUGAUGAACGCCAGCGGAGGUGGAGUGAGCUACCCGCAGCAGAGCAACCCUGGCUGGGCACCGCACCACGGUGGCCGUAGCUACCCGGAGAGCCAGCAGCAGCACACCCAGGGGAGCUACCUGUCCGCAGGGGCGCAGCGCCAUUCCUCACACGGAGCCCACAGACACCCCGGGGCCGGAGGAGUGCUACAUUUUCAUCCAGAUAAUGUGUGCAACGACGAUCGAGACAAAAUGGAAGACAGCCCAAGCCCGAAAAGGCAGCGUCUUUCCCAGCAGACCAUGUUGGAUCUAAACUCCGCCCCUCCCUCUACUCCUUCCUCUCCCAUUCGUCCCUGGGAGCUGCCUCCCAGUCGCAGACCACACCCCCACUACAUGCCAGAGAGAUGCCACACGCCUGUUCGAAACAGACGCAGCCCUCCAAUGAGACGCCAGCGUGGCCGGAGAGACCGUCUGACCCGCCACCACAACCAUCACGCCCACAACAACCACCACUACAACAGCAACAACAACAACAACCACCAUCACCACCAUCACCACCCCAACGCCCACCACCAUCACCACCACCACCUGCACUCUCACCACGGCCUGUCGCCAGGCCACCAGGAUGAGAACUACCGUCACCCGGCUCCCCCUCAGGGCUACCCACCCUAUAACCAGCAACCGUCCCGAGGGCUGGGGCCCGGGCUUGAAGAGCGCCCAGGUCACCAUCCCCCAAAUCCCUCCCCCAGGCCCCUCCACCAGUCACCGAACCUGUCUCCCAGGCUGCUGCACCCUGCAGCCCAUCCACAGCACCCACACCCUCACCCCCACCCACACCCUCACCCCCACCCCCACCCAUCCCAGCAGAGCAGUAUGGUGCUGGACCUCCAUGAGCAGGGUUCAGCUCCAGUAUCGUAUGCUGUGUCUCCUCCGGGAGUGCCACCAGGCCUGCCACCGCGCUCUGCCCCUCAGCAGAUCCCGGCAUGCUCAGUAGUCUUUAGUGGACAGCACUAUCCCGUCUGCAGUGUCCCUCCUCCUGUCCUUCAGACUUGUUCUGUGCAACACUUACCCAUGCCCUACCCAUUCCCAUCACUGCUGUCCAGUGACCAGGCCUUCCUGCUUCCCCCUCCUCACCUCCCCCAUCCCCCAGCACACCUUUCCCACCACCCACCUCACCUGCCCCAGCCUGGACAGUUUGCACCCUAUCCGACACAGCAGGCCCGAUCGCCGUUACAGAGGAUAGAGAAUGACGUGGAGCUGCUUGGAGAACACCUGUCUUUGGGUGCUGGGCUUCACUAUCCCCCCGCCACCCACCCUGCCCUCACACCACACUCCACACAGCUUCACUUCCUCUCCCAUGACCCCCUGCCACAGGAGUUCUUCGGAGUGUCCUAUCCAAACUUUAUUCCGCGGCGUCUCCCUGGGCGACGGUACCGCUCGCAACAGCCACUGCCACCUUCGCCUUACCACCCCAGCCUCUUGCCUUACUUCCUUUCAAUGCUGCCAGUCCAGCCCACAGGUCCUGCAAUCAGUCUAGAGCUGGAUGUAGACGAUGGAGAAGUGGAAAAUUAUGAGGCCCUCCUGAACCUCGCUGAGCGUCUGGGGGAGGCCAAACUCCGUGGACUGACGAAGGGAGACAUCGAACAGCUUCCUUCCUAUCGGUUCAAUCCAAAUAACCACCAGUCUGAACAAACACUGUGUGUGGUGUGUAUGAGUGAUUUUGAGUCCCGCCAACUGCUGCGAGUCCUGCCCUGCAGCCAUGAGUUCCACGGGAAGUGUGUCGACAAGUGGCUGAGGGCCAACAGGACAUGUCCCAUUUGUCGGGCCGACGCCUCAGAGGUCCAGAGAGACUCCGAGUGACCACAUGGGGGAGCCAGAUGCUCCUAAUUGUCUUUGAAACACGUUCAGCAUUACCUGCUCCUGAUAUAUUGAUACACAUGUAUGUGCUUACACACACACACACACACCACUUUCUAGGGUUUUUGUGCAGCACUUUCUGCUCGUUUAUUAUCCUUUAAAUCUUUGAUCUGAUUUUCAUCACAGUUAUUUUACUGUUCACAUGAAUGCAAGCCCUCACAUCUUUUAGUGAAUUACACCCUGCCUGACCACUGUUCUGCUGUGGUGUGCGUGUGUGUACACGUGCAUGCACCACAUCUGUGCAAGUGGUGUUUGGUCAGCCCUGCAAUGCUGAGCGGUGGUACGUGACUGUGUGUGUUUUCAGUGUAUGUGGGUGUGUAAGAGAUUUUAGAGGUCCUGGCGCAUGCCUGAGUUUCUGUUGUGUAGCAGACACGAGUAACGACAUGGGAGAAUUUUUGCUCUCGUAAGUGACUGACUUUACUUCCUGUUUGUACGUUUAUGCACUGUCUGUCUGUAUGCAUACUCCGUGUGUAUGUAUGUUAUAGACUUAAAUCCUUUUCUCUAGUUUGACACUAAGGGUCCAUGCUGCCACUAUAUUUCUUGGUUGCCUAUUUGAUCCAUUUGUUUCUGUAGAUUAUUAUUAUUAUUAUUAUUAUUAUUAUUAAUUAUUAUUAUUAUUGUUGUUACUCAACCAUUAUAAGUGAUUGUUUUCCUGCCUGGCAGUUACCUCAUCAUUCCGGCUUUGAUCAUCUUUCAUUACAAGCGCUUCACAGCAUUACUUUGAAAUUAAGCACAUUUAUAUAUUUUUCUUUUCCUUAGUAAAAAUAAGUUUGUCUGUGACUUUGCAGUGGCACAUGUUACAUAUAUACAUAUAUCUAUAUAUACUGUAUAAAUCUAUGAAUAUCUGUAUACCAAAUAAAAGGCUUGAUAUGAACUUUUUACAA